AUGGGCGCCACCCCGUUCCACCGUUCCAUCCUCGAGGUCCGGUUGCUGAAGCAUUUCGACAAACCAACGGACAUGAGGUAUGACGGGACGCAAGACCCGCAGGAGCACCUAACGGCCUUCGAGGCCCGAAUGAACCUCGAAGGAGUGGGAGACGAGGUAAGGUGCCGCGCUUUCCCGGUCACCUUGGCAGGCCCGGCGAUACGGUGGUUCAAUAGCCUUCUGCAGGGUUCUGUGGCCGGUUUCUCGGACAUCAGUCGCGCCUUCUUGGCGCAAUUCACUACCAGAAUCGCAAAGACAAAGCACCCAACCAAUCUCCUCGGCGUGACCCAACGCACCGAAGAGACCACCAGGAAGUAUCUAGAUCGGUUCAACGACGAAUGCCUGGACAUCGAGGGACUAACCGACUCUGUGGCCAGCCUUUGUCUGACGAACGGCCUUCUUAAUGAGGAUUUCCGAAAACAUCUCACCACCAAACCGGUCUGGACGAUGCACGAGAUCCAGACUGUAGCCAAGGAAUACAUAAAUGAUGAGGAAGUCAGCCGAAUUGUGGCUGCCAACAAACGGCAGCCUUCCUACAAUCAACCCAGGCAACACAGUAAUGGAGAAAGGCAGAAGAAGCAAGUCAGAGACGGGGGCCCGAGCAGAGCGCCCAGACCGCCUCCCUGGGUCAGAAAAUUUGCCAACUACACCCCACUCACCCUCCCCAUCAUAGAAGUUUACCAACAAAUAGCCGAAAAGGGGAUAUUGUCGAAACCUCGACCUCUUAAAGAUCGUACAGGGGCAAACAAGAGUCUCUACUGUCAUUACCAUAAAGGCUAUGGACACCAAACACAAGACUGUUUCGACCUAAAGGACGCACUGGAGCAAGCGAUCAGGGACGGUAAACUGACUGAAUUCUCCCAUCUCAUAAGGGAACCGAGGAGACCACAUAGGAACCACAGUGACGAGGGCAAGACCCGAUCGACGAAAUGGCGACAAGAGCCAGAAGACAACGAUCACGGCCUCACCGUAAUAAAUGUGGUGACUGCCAAAAACACAGCGCCAAAGUCGAGAUCUGCGCACAAGAAAGAUGCCAAAGUCCUGGCAAUUUCCUCCUCGCCGGCAUGA
This is a messenger RNA of Arachis duranensis, 1107 nucleotides long. RefSeq lists its product as uncharacterized. Lineage: Eukaryota; Viridiplantae; Streptophyta; Magnoliopsida; Fabales; Fabaceae. The transcript has a single exon. The record is from RefSeq and is a predicted model, not a curated record. Bases 1 to 1107 code for a protein of 368 amino acids.